Hevea brasiliensis (rubber tree) is the source of this 2422-nucleotide messenger RNA. RefSeq names its product galactoside 2-alpha-L-fucosyltransferase. Bases 142 to 1902 code for a protein of 586 amino acids. Gene Ontology annotation, molecular function: galactoside 2-alpha-L-fucosyltransferase activity. NCBI's taxonomy places the organism in Eukaryota, Viridiplantae, Streptophyta, Magnoliopsida, Malpighiales, Euphorbiaceae. The record is from RefSeq and is a predicted model, not a curated record. Gene Ontology annotation, cellular component: Golgi apparatus; membrane. The transcript has 2 exons. Gene Ontology annotation, biological process: cell wall biogenesis; xyloglucan biosynthetic process.
UUAAUUUGAUUCGCGGUUCGAACCGGCCAUGCCGGUCUACUUGAAACCUCUCAAGUGGCAACUCAAGACACAGAGCUUCGUUAGUCAACUUUCCCUCUCCUCUCACCAUUUUGGCUCCAAAAGCAAAACGAGAUCUUACAAAUGCAGAAUGGAAUGGAUCUGAAUUCCUUCACAAGGAGGCGAUUAUCACCUUCCAAGUACACUGAUCAAGGCCCCGCCCAGCUCUUUCGGCUCCGACUUCGGAGAUUCGGAACCACUACGAUGACUGUCACCAAGAUCUUGGCAACCGGUUUGGUUGCUUUGCCUGUAUUAUUCACGCUCUCCAUGAUGCUUGGACACCAGCCGUCUGAUCGGUUACUGGGGUUGGCUGAAGCUAGAGUUCUCGAAAAAAGAACCCAACCAAAUGAUACAGGAGCGUUCUCAUCAUUAGGACUAGGACGUGGAUCAGAACAUGUUCUAUCACAACCUACUGAUAAAUCCAAUGACAAAUUGCUUGGUGGACUCCUUGCCGCUGGAUUUGAUGAAGCUUCUUGCACCAGUAGGUACCAAUCCUAUUUAUAUCGCAAGACUUCCUUCUAUCAGCCUUCUUCAUAUCUCACUUCCCGACUCAGAAAUUAUGAAGAUCUUCAUAAACGUUGUGGACCUAAUACUGAGUCCUACUACAGAGCUCUUGAACAACUCAAGUCUGGCCAAACAGUUGGUUCUUCAGAUUGUAAAUAUGUUGUAUGGAUAUCUUUUAGUGGCUUGGGUAACAGGAUACUAUCCCUAGCUUCAACAUUUCUUUAUGCUCUUCUCACAAAUAGAGUCCUGCUUGUUGAUCGAGGUAAGGACAUGGCUGACCUCUUCUGUGAGCCGUUUCCAGAGAAAUCAUGGUUUCUGCCCAUGGAUUUCCCUUUCAUUGAUCAAUUUGAAAGCUUUGAUCAGAAAUCUUCUCAUUGUUAUGGGAACAUGCUGAAGAAUAGUGUCUUAAAUGCUUCAGCAGAAUCGGUCCCAUCUUAUCUAUACCUCCACCUAGUUCAUGAUUAUGAUGAUCAUGAUAAGCUCUUCUUCUGUGAUGAAGAUCAAUCUCUUCUUGCAAAAGCCCCCUGGUUGAUUACAAAAACAGAUAACUACUUUGUCCCUUCUCUUUUCUUGAUCACUUCUUUUGAGCAAGAGCUAAGCAAAUUAUUUCCUGAAAAAGGAACCAUUUUCCAUCACCUGGGGCGGUACCUUUUCCACCCCUCAAAUCAUGUAUGGGGACUAAUCACAAGGUAUUAUCAAAUUUACUUGGCAAAGGCAGAUGAGAGCAUUGGCAUUCAAAUAAGAGUUUUUGAAUCAAGACCUGGUCCAUUUAAACAUGUGAUGGAUCAAAUUUUGGCCUGUACUCUGAAGGAGAAAUUGUUGCCUGAGGUAGAUAUGCAAGACUCUGUUGUUACUCUCUCUGAAAACCCAAAAUUGAAAGCUGUUUUAGUGACAUCAUUAAAUUCAGGGUACUCUGAAAAUCUGAAGAACAUGUACUGGGAACACCCAACUUUGACUGGGGAAGUUGUUGGCAUUUACCAGCCAAGCCAUGAGGAGUAUCAACAAACGGAGAAGCAGAUGCACAACAGGAAGGCAUGGGCAGAAAUGUACCUCCUCAGUUUGACAGAUGCAUUGGUAACGAGUUCAUGGUCAACAUUUGGCUAUGUUGCACAAGGUCUUGGAGGUUUGAAGUCCUGGAUACUUUAUAAGCCUGAAAAUGAGACAGCCCCUGAUCCACCUUGUCGCCGGGCAAUGUCAAUGGAACCUUGUUUUCAUGCUCCUCCCUUUUAUGAUUGCAGGGCUAAGAAAGGAACUGAUACGGGUGCGCUCGUUCCUCAUGUGAGACAUUGUGAGGAUAUGAGCUGGGGUCUAAAGGUGAUAGACAGUCACGAUGAAUUAUAGAAGCCAUUGUUAUUUUGUUAGUUCACCAAUUUUGCAUACAAGUUUAGACGUGAUACAUUAAAACUGGUGGCCCUUGAGCACUGUUUCCUGAACAAUGCAUGAACAUUCCUGAAUUCAGAGUGUUUUCUCUUUUGUUCUCCUCUCACGGUAUGGGUGACCUGGCAAGAAAUUGUUGCGCCUGCUUUCAAGAAAGUGAUGGAGAAAUUUAGCGACCUAGAAUUUGAACCGUGAAGAUCUACGUGCCAAAGUCUCCGCGAUAUUGUUGUCUGCAAUAUGUGUUACAACAAAGAACAAAACUAGCAACAUACACACCAGAAAACUUGCUAAAUAUGUGACUACGUACUGGCAGAAUAAAGAGAAGAGUGAGCUAAUCAGAGUAGAGGAGGCAUGGACUGAGAUUUUUUGGAGGCCUGAACUCAGAUGGGGGGAAGUCAAUGUCGGUAUCAAUGUCACAUGUGUUGUUCUGUGUGAUAAAAUAUUAAAGGUUGCUUUUAUAAAUAAUAAUGUUCUUUUUUCUUCU